AUGUAUCGGCAAAGAAUACUCUUCAGACAGUCAACUGACGACCCCAUCGAAGACUAUGAACUACUGACAGUUACAUUUGGAGUUAACUGUGCACCAUAUUUGGCAUUGAGGACCCUUCAAAAACUGGCAGAGGACAUAAAGGAUGUGUAUCCAAGAGCCGCAAAUAUAAUUUUAAAUAAUCUGUACGUGUAUGAUGUAUUAGCUGGUGGUCACACGGAAGAAGAAUCCAUCGAAGCUCGUAAGGAAUUAACUGCCGCUCUAGCCUCGGCUGGAUUUCAACUCAUGCAGAGGGCAUCAAACGACCACAAGAUUAUUGAAGAUAUUCCACAAGAAAAAUUACUACCUCUCAAUUGGUUAGACAUUUCGGAAGAUGCAUCCACAAAGACAUUGGGAAUUAGAUGGAAUAUUUUUGACGAAUUUUUCUCGUUCACACCGCCGGCAAUGGAAAAGCACAAUACCGCAACCAAACGAGAAGUCCUAUCAACAAUAGCCAAAUUAUUUGACCCUUGCGGUUGGCUAGCGCCAGUCCUGGUUGUAGCCAAGUUAAUAAUGCAACAAAUCUGGCAAGAUAAAAUAGGCUGGGAUGACCCGUUGAAGCCAAUGACCCAAAUUAACUGGAAUAAUUUUGUAAAAAACAGCAAAGAAAUCGAAUUUCUGAAGGUUCCAAGAUGGAUAAGAUUCACUGCAGAUGAUUCCGUAGAAAUACAUGAAUUUUGCGAUGCUUCGGAAAACGCAUACGGAGCUACAUUAUAUAUUCGAAUCGAAAACAAAGAUUCUAGCACUCAUGCAUUUCUAUUGACCGCCAAGACCCGAGUUACACCAAUCAAGAAACUGUCAAUUCCGCGUCUAGAAUUAUGCGGAGCUGUACUACUCUCCAAAUUAGGCGCAUCCAUUAUAAAAAACCUGCAAAUAACAUCAUACUCGACACACUUUUGGACGGAUUCAAAAAUCGUCCUUGCAUGGCUGAAAAAGCAUCCUUGCCAUUGGAAUGCCUUCGUGGGAAAUAGAAUUUCGGACAUUUCUGAGAAUGUUGGCCAAGAAAAUUUGAGACAUGUUGAUUCCGAAAGCAACCUAGCCGACAUUGCGAGUCGAGGAUGUGCACCUCUGGAUUUAAAGACUCAGGAACUCUGGAGGUAUGGACCCCAGUGGCUUAAAUUACCCAAGGCUAGGUGGCCAUCGUAUAAAGUUCAUGAGGACACGAGUUUAGAAGCAAAAACAGUAAAAGCCUUGACCCUAUUUCAAGAAAAGGAUGAUCCACUCAAAAAUUUCUCAUCUUUGUCCAGAGUAUAUCGGACCCAUGGGGAAAACAGGCAACAUUUGCGAAAAUCGUCGACAGAUCUUUCGGCACUAGAAGUUCAGGAUGGAAAAAGGGCUAACAUAAUUUGA
Messenger RNA from Musca vetustissima, 1386 nucleotides. RefSeq lists its product as uncharacterized. The transcript has a single exon. The record is from RefSeq and is a predicted model, not a curated record. Lineage: Eukaryota; Metazoa; Arthropoda; Insecta; Diptera; Muscidae. Bases 1 to 1386 code for a protein of 461 amino acids.